Peromyscus leucopus (white-footed mouse) is the source of this 5415-nucleotide messenger RNA. RefSeq names its product kyphoscoliosis peptidase (gene Ky). The transcript has 11 exons. The record is from RefSeq and is a predicted model, not a curated record. NCBI's taxonomy places the organism in Eukaryota, Metazoa, Chordata, Mammalia, Rodentia, Cricetidae. The coding region runs from base 112 to 2097 and encodes 661 amino acids.
CUCCCGCGCCCUCGCCCUCUCCCGCGCCAGGCAGCGGCGAGCACGGGGCCAUUUGCAGCGCAGGCAGCCUCGCGAGCAGCCGCGGCGCCGAGCCGGGAGGGAGGCGGCACCAUGGAGCUGAAGAAGGACAGCAAUGCCGUGGCCAUCGACAUGUUGCUCAUCGUGCACUCCGAGAAGCGGCGCGCGGCCCAAGCCACGCACUUGGACUCUCAGGCGGACCCGGGCGCGCUGCUGCAAAACCGAGGAGGAUUCCAAGGUGUCCGAAACGGAAUCCGGAAAUGGCAAGAACUGGAAAGAAACGGCUUUCAGGGAAACUUGCCAGAGAAGCAGUGCCUUCAGCCGCCACAGGUCAUCACUUCCUAUGACAACCAAGGUACUCAGCUGACCGUAGAAAUCCACCCCCAAGAUGCCAUGCCCCAGCUGCUCAAGAAGUUUUCUUUGGCAAAACGUUUACAAGGUGACAAAAAUGGAAACAUGAGACCCCGGCAGCCUGGAGGGAAAGACGCCCAUGCCUACCCCUGGGACAGGUCCAGCUUGAAAUCCAUGCCCCUGGACCUGCGGCACUUUGAGAAACUUGAUGCCUCUGCCUCACAGGUGACAGUCAAGAGUGGCCUAGAGGAGCUGGUGAGCGACUUGCUCCAGGAAGCCCACAGCGAUCUGGAAAGGGUCCGAGCCAUCUGGAUCUGGAUCUGCCACCACAUAGAGUACGACAUGGAGGCCGCCCAGGAGAAGGACCGCCAAGCCUUCAAACCCACUGACAUCCUGAGGACCCAGAAGACCAACUGUGAUGGCUAUGCUGGCCUCUUCGAACGGAUGUGCAGGAUCGCUGGUGUACACUGUGUCACCGUGCCUGGCUACUCCAAGGGCUUUGGCUACCAGACCGGACAAAGCUUCUCUGGAGAGUUCGACCAUGCCUGGAAUGCUGUGUACCUCGAGGGCCAUUGGCACCUGCUGGACAGCACCUGGGGCAGUGGCCUGGUGGACACUACCACCUCCAAAUUUACCUUUCUCUACAACGAAUUCUACUUCCUCACCCACCCUGCCCUGUUCAUUGAGGACCACUUCCCAGACAACAAAAACUGGCAACUGCUGAAGCCGCCUCAGUCUCUGAGGCAGUUUGAGAACAACAUGUACCACAAGAGUGAAUUCUACAACAAGGGCAUGCUGAGUGCCCACCCUGAGACGUCCAUGAUCCGAACAGUGAAUGGGAAAGCCACGAUCACCAUUGAGAGCUGUGCCCCGACACUGUUCAUGUUCAUGCUCAAUGGCAAACAGGAGCAUGGGUUGCUGAGCCUCAGGAAGAAUGGGAUGAAGCUGGAGGUGUACCCUCCAACCAUGGGCACCCACAAGCUGCAGAUCUUCGCCAAAGGCAACUCUGACAUCUACAGCUCAGUGCUAGAGUACACACUCAAGUGCAACUACGUAGACCUGUCUGUCCGGCUGCCCGCUGAGCUUCACCAGCCCGUGGGCCCCAGCUGGUUCUCCGAGCAGAUGGGCAUCACGAAGCCCUCCCACCCUGACCCCAUCAUCCACACCAGUGAUGGUCGCUGUUCCGUCAGCUUUGGCGUGGAGGAGGGCAUCAGUGUCCUGGCAUCCCUCCAUGGAGAUGACGGCCCCAUCACCGAGGAGACGCAACGGCGAUACAUCUUCCAGUUGAACCGGGAGAAGAGGACAGAGCUGAAAGUCCAGCUGCCCCACGCUGGCAAGUUUGCCCUUAAAAUCUUUGUGAAGAAGAGGCAAGAGCAAGGCAAUUUCGUCUUUGUCUUCAACUACCUCCUGUGCUGCGCCAACACCAAGGUGAACUGGCCGAUGUUCCCCGAGAGCUUCGGCAACUGGGGGCAGGACAAUGAGCUGCUGGAGCCUCUCUCCGGUGUGCUUCCGGCCAAUCGCAACAUACCCUUCAAACUGAAGCUGCACGGCAUUGCCAAAGCCCUGGUGAAAGGGCAGGACACGUGGCCCCUGACCCUUAACCCCGAGGGAUACUGGGAGGGCAGCUGCAACACCGCUGGCUGCCAAGAAAUCUACGUCAUGGUGCUAGAGAAUGCCAACCACAACUUCUACUCCUACAUCCUGAAAUACAAAGUGAACGACCAGUGAGGGGCGGCAUACCCACAGCCUCCCAGGGCUAAGGCCAGCCCUGCCCAGGGAGGGCCCAAGAGAAGUGCAGAGAGCCUGGGACACCGCUGAUCUGCAUGAAAUGACUUCUAGGCUUCUGCCUCCAUCUCCCAGCUCUGUCCCAGGCACUGAGGAAUUUGUGCUGCUGGGGGCUUCCACUCAGUGUGAUUGUGGACGGAGGGACAGAGGCAAAGGCCCUUUAGAAGAAAAAGGUGCUAUGUAAAUCCAAGGUAUUGUGAAGUGUAUGCCCGUGCCUAGGCCUGCUCAUCAUGUGUUAGUGCUAUGUUGUAGAGCUGGGUGGGAAAGCAGAGAUGUCGCCCAUGUUGAAAGAUCUCCAUACCAUGCCUAGAGAAUGAUGUCUGAGGCUGAAUCUAUCAUCGGAGAGGCCAGCCACCCAAGUCAUACAGUGUUCCUCCACUGCUUCUGGACCCCAGGGGAUGCUGGGCCUGCCCUUCUUCCGUUUUCCUAGAGCCUCUCCAUUAACCCUUUCAUGCUCUUCAAGAGCUUGCAGAAAGGGAGAUGUGGAAAAGAAGCCAGCUGACCGUCAGCCAACUAGAGGCUGUUAUCUCCCAACCCCUGUGAGUCUCUGGGAUGGGGCAAGGGCAGAAAACAGCCGUGUGCACACAGGGAUGUCCUGGGUGGGGACCAGGGCUGGAGUGGUGUCUUUGGAAGUCCGGCAACGCACGCGUAAGGGUGAAGCUCCUUAGUCCAUGUGCCUACCAGAGUUCAGCUCAGGGCCUAGGGCUGACCUCCCCGCCUGAGCCCAGGCCCAUCGUCAGUUUUUCCACUGGAACCUCAAAUGCCUACACGACCGGUCAGGAGCCUGGCUGGUGACCUGCGGCUUCCAGGGUCCCUUACAAGCAAAACCAGGCUGAAGGGACCACCGCACGCCCCUGGAGAGAAUGUUUGUCCCUGUCUCUGAGAAAAGCCCUCUCAUAGCCAUUUCCCUCCUGUCUUUCUCUGAAAUGACAGCUUCUGCCCUGAGUUCAGCCUUCUGUUGGGAACAGCCGAGGGCCUCUUACUUGCUCAGGCCUGUCCUAAAAGACCUCAGCUGCCUAGCUGGCCCUCAGCAGCACCUGAGGCUGGUGUUUCCAUGGCAACGGCCGAGGGACCGGCAGUCUGUAGCAGGCAGCAGGCAGGGAAGGCCUGAGAAAGGCCCCAAGAGGCCGCUACAAUACAGUCCCAGUGCACAGACGCACUCCAGCCUGGUCCCCACCGAACUUCUGGGUUCGAGGGGUCUGCCCGCUCUGCCUAUCUCAGGACCCCCAUCCUUCACUUCUGAGAGCCACCCCACCUGUCCUCAGGCCAUGUGGAUGCAGCCAGAGCCAGCCUGGGAUCCUCAUAGCCUCCUUCUCUUCAUGGCCCCGUGUUGGAUUCUGGGACUGUAGAGGUUAACAGGAAGGACUCAGCCAUAGCCAUCCAGACCUCUGGGUGGGUGGUCUGCCUGGGGGGGGGGGCGCGAUCUGAAGAUCCAGAAUCCCAGAAGCCUCAGUCCUUCACCCCCUUCAGCUCCUUUCCCGCAGUACCCCACUGCCACUCACCUGGUACCAGAUACCCACCCUCCACCAAGCUGGGCAGCCUCACUAGUUAUGAGCAUGGCCCCUGGGGGCUGAGCUGCCUUGGCUUGUGUGCUGGGUCCUCUGGCAGUCUUCAGCUGUCCACCUCUUGUCCUUCAUUCCGGAAAAUGCACAAAGACCCCGGAAGCAUCACCCUGCACACCACUACGAGGUGGAGUGGAAACGGUGGAGUUUGCCCAGCCUGGAAACAGCCUUUCCUCACCCCUUUUAUUUUACAAGCAGGAAGAAGUGUGCUAUGUGCUAACAAAAUAAGUGCUUUUGCGAUUCCUGCCACACACACACACACACACACACACACACUAGACACAGCCCUGACGGCCACUGCUAGCCCUGCAGAUGAUGAUACCCAUGUUUUUCAAAACCGCAUGAUGAGUCCACCUGGGAGCUUGUAGAGCUUGCUACCCCCCACAAAACAGGAGCUGUCCUCAGCACCAGAGACCCAGGCCGGCCUCUCCCAGCGCGUGGUGGGUCAUCCGCGCACGCCCCUGACUCCUCAUUUAACCAGGCAGCCCCCCUUUGUCAAGGCAGCUGUAGGAGCACUCAGAAAAACGCCUGCAUUUCUUUCCACGGAAGUAAAGAUACAUGAAACUAAAUCCAACCUUCAUGAAUUUUUACACGCAUGCUGCUCAGGCUGGAAAUUUGGAGGUUGCGUUUUGAAGGCUUUUUAUUCAAAUCCCCCUCUUUGUCUCCCGGUCCACGAGUCCCAGUGGCCGAUCGAAUGGCACGAGCGCCCCCUGGUGGUCAAUGUGCGAAGUUGCCACCGCUGCAAACACCCGACUGGAUCUCUGAUUGUUAAAAAAUCACUAGGUGCUUUCUUGUCCCUCGUGGAUACGCCGAGGUCAGCGUUGCCAUGCAGACUGUGAGAAGAGCCUGGGGAGACUUCCUGGCUGGCGUGGUGAGAAAACACAGAAUGUGAUAAGAAUUAAGAGUGUUUUGCCCAGAAAUCUUUUUCCUGAGACAGAAACCCUGGACACAAGCCUGCCUGGCCGAGGUCGCUUUGAUCACACUCAUUGCUAUGCCAAUGACAGGCUGAAACUGAUCAAACUCAGCAUUUUGCCAGGCAAGCCCCAGGAUGGGUGCCAGGAUGCAGAAGGAUGGGGCGUGGCGGGCCAAAAGGGAGCAAUUAACCUCUUUUCCGUUGGCUUCAGAAGUGCCACCGUCUCAGCUGGACUGCUCUCUGUCUGAUUGUGAGUAUUUUGAGUUCUCCAUAUGUUUCAUUGUCCCACCAGGAUGGACUUCUCAAGGCCCGCUGAGAUUAAAGAGACGUAAAUAGAUUAACUGAAGCAUGAAGGAUUUGAGCUAGAUAUAAAGAGCCGUUUCCUGUCGUGUAUAGCAGGAGGGACACGUUGCCAAUAAAGUCUGUGAAAUUCUCAAAGGACUUGAAAAGGAGAAAAGUCUCCCCAGUGUUCUGGAGUUUUCUUUGCCAUGCUUGCUGAAGCGGUUGGGUUCUCUCUCCACUAAUUCUUGGACUACACUGGUUGACCCGCAGUAAACGUGGGGUUAACGGUGUGACCGCACGGCUCACGACUGUCAGAUUUCUAAGGUACUUCAUCUGAAGUCUGUCAUUUCUUUUCAUUUGGAGUCCGUAGCCAGAGCUGCAGAGGUGACUGUUUCUUCUAAGGUGUGGGCUGAAUUGUGUGAGUCGCUGGCUGUUGAAGAUGCUCUCUCCUCACUUUGUUGCUGGGGUUGUUUUUCAAUAAAAUUUAUAUUCAUUUUUAUCCAA